Messenger RNA from Cebus imitator (Panamanian white-faced capuchin), 2317 nucleotides. It is a transcript of the gene BACE2, whose product is annotated as beta-secretase 2. The transcript has 9 exons. Gene Ontology annotation, cellular component: endosome; trans-Golgi network; membrane. Gene Ontology annotation, biological process: amyloid-beta metabolic process; membrane protein ectodomain proteolysis. The coding region runs from base 462 to 2018 and encodes 518 amino acids. The record is from RefSeq and is a predicted model, not a curated record. Lineage: Eukaryota; Metazoa; Chordata; Mammalia; Primates; Cebidae. Gene Ontology annotation, molecular function: aspartic-type endopeptidase activity.
CGCCGGGGCGCGUUCCGAGGAAAUUCGGGACUCCAGUUUCCCGGGGAAGAGGCGCGGCUGCAGCCCGGCGAGGGUGCGCAGGGCGGGUGCAGGUGGACCACGGCGGCCCCCGCGCCCAGCUGUGACCUUGGCCGCAGGGGAGGGGCCGGGCCGCUGCGGGGCAGCCGCGGCCGCCAGAGGGGGCAGCGGAGAAGAACUUGCCCAACUUGGCGGCACGGGCUGGGGCGGCUCCGCGCCUCCGCGCCUCCGCGCCCGCCUCCCCGGCCUCCGCCUUCUCCUCGCCAGCGAGCCUCCUCCCCUGGGCCCUCCUCCCGUCCUCCCCGCUGCCGCCGCCGCCGCCGGUUCCGGUGCGCGCCCAUCCCUGCCCGCAGCCCCGCGCACCGGUCGAGUCGCUGAGCCGCGGCCGCCGGACGGGACGGGACGGACUGGGCCGGGCGCGCCCCCAGGGCCCCGCCGUGGGCAUGGGCGCGCUGGCCCGGGCGCUGCUGCUGCCUCUGCUGGCCCAGUGGCUCCUGCGCGCCGCCCCGGAGCUGGCCCCCGCGCCCUUCACGCUGCCCCUCCGCGUGGCCACGGCCACGAACCGCGCUGCUGCGCCCACCUCGGGACCCGGGAGCCCCGCCGAGCGCCGCGCGGACGGCCUGGCGCUCGCCCUGGAGCCCGCCCUGGAGUCCGCCGCGGGCUCCGCCAACUUCUUGGCCAUGGUGGACAACCUGCAGGGGGACUCUGGCCGCGGCUACUACCUGGAGAUGCUGAUCGGGACCCCCCCGCAGAAGCUACAGAUUCUCGUUGACACUGGAAGCAGCAACUUUGCCGUGGCGGGAGCCCCACACUCCUACAUAGAAACGUACUUUGACACAGAGAGGUCCAGCACAUACCGCUCCAAAGGCUUUGACGUCACUGUGAAGUACACGCAGGGCAGCUGGACGGGCUUUGUUGGGGAGGACCUAGUCACCAUCCCCAAAGGCUUCAAUAGUUCUUUCCUUGUCAAUAUUGCCACUAUUUUUGAAUCAGAGAAUUUCUUUUUGCCUGGGAUUAAAUGGAAUGGAAUACUCGGCCUAGCUUAUGCCACACUAGCCAAGCCAUCAAGUUCUCUGGAGACCUUCUUUGACUCCCUGGUGACACAAGCAAACAUCCCCAAUGUUUUCUCCAUGCAGAUGUGUGGAGCCGGCUUGCCCGUUGCUGGAUCUGGGACCAACGGAGGUAGUCUUGUCCUGGGUGGAAUUGAGCCAAGUUUGUAUAAAGGAGACAUCUGGUAUACCCCUAUUAAGGAGGAGUGGUACUACCAGAUAGAAAUUCUGAAAUUGGAAAUUGGAGGCCAAAGCCUUAAUCUGGACUGCAGAGAGUAUAAUGCCGACAAAGCCAUCGUGGACAGUGGCACCACGCUGCUGCGCCUGCCCCAGAAGGUGUUCAAUGCAGUGGUGGAGGCUGUGGCCCGCGCAUCUCUGAUUCCAGAAUUCUCUGAUGGUUUCUGGACUGGGUCCCAGCUGGCUUGCUGGACGAAUUCGGAAACACCUUGGUCUUACUUCCCUAAAAUCUCCAUCUACCUGAGAGACGAGAACUCCAGCAGGUCAUUCCGUAUCACGAUCCUGCCUCAGCUUUACAUUCAGCCCAUGAUGGGGGCUGGCCUGAAUUAUGAAUGUUACCGAUUCGGCAUCUCCCCUUCCACAAACGCACUGGUGAUCGGAGCCACAGUGAUGGAGGGCUUCUACGUCGUCUUCGACAGAGCCCGGAAGAGGGUGGGCUUUGCAGCGAGCCCCUGUGCAGAAAUUGCAGGUGCUGCAGUGUCUGAAAUUUCUGGGCCAUUCUCAACGGAGGACGUAGCCAGCAACUGUGUCCCCGCCCAGUCUUUGAGCGAGCCCAUUUUGUGGAUCGUGUCGUACGCGCUCAUGAGUGUGUGUGGAGCCAUCCUCCUUGUCUUAAUCGUCCUGCUGCUGUUGCCGUUCCGGUGUCAGUGUCGCCCCCGGGACCCUGAGGUCGUGAAUGAUGAGUCCUCUCUGGUCAGACAUCGCUGGAAAUGAAGAGCCAAGCCGGACCUCAAGCAACUGUGGACUCAGCUAUUAAAAAAAAAAAAUUCACAUUUCAAGGGCAGCGGCCACCCGUCUUCAAUCUCCGUUCUGCUCCCAGAUGCCUUCCAGAUUCACUGUCUUUUGAUUCUUGAUUUUCAAGCUUUCAGAUCUUCCCUACUUCCAAGAAAAAUGAUAAUGAAAAAAAAAAAAAUUCUAAACCAAAACAGAGUGGAUUGGGCUGCAGGCUCUAUGGGAUUGGCUAUGCCAAACUGUCUAGGUGUGCCACGAACACAAAACCAAACCAAGUGUUG